UUUCACCACAUGAGGAGGUCAGAGCGCUCUACACACAAGAGAAUACAGUCACAUGAGCUGUGAGGUCACCAGGAGUCAGAGCGAGGCUUGGAACACAGGAAGAGGUGCAGAGCAGUGUGGAGCUGCUUUGUACAUGAAGGACAGACUGGAAGACAACCCUGCAGAGUGAUGAGUAAAGUGUGCGCUGUCUUUGGGGGAUCCAGAGGGAUUGGAAAAGCCAUUGCCAAGCUACUAGUUCAAAAAGACUAUAAAGUGGCUAUUAUUUCAAAAAAUCUGGAAGCCGCCUCGACUACUGCUGGAGAACUUAAAGCUCAUCUGGCUCUUGGCUGUGAUAUCACUAAAGAAAAAGAAGUACAACAAACAUUUCAAGAAAUUGUGAGAAGUUUCGGUCAUGUUAACUACCUGGUCAAUGCUGCUGGCAUAAAUAGGGAUGGACUGUUAAUGAGAACCAAGUCAGAAGAUGUAUUGUCUCAGCUCUCCGUCAACCUCAUAGGACCGAUACAUACGUGUAAAAUUGCACUGCGAAGCAUGGUCCAGCAGCAGGGUGGCGCUAUUGUUAAUAUAGGCAGUGUGGUUGGCCACAAAGGGAAUGCUGGACAGAGUAUUUACAGUGCCAGCAAGGAAGGCUUGGUUGGAUUCUCCAAAUCCCUGGCUAAAGAAGUUGCUAGGAAGAACAUACGGGUUAAUGUGGUUGCCCCUGGAUUCAUUCACACGGAUAUGACUUCAAGCUUGGACAAGGACUUGGUGAGCCAAAAUAUCCCUCUGAGCAGGUUUGGUGAAGCGGAAGAAGUGGCUCACGCUGUGGCUUUCUUGUUGGAGUGCCCGUAUGUUACUGGCCAUGUUUUAGUGGUGGAUGGAGGGUUGCAACUCCAGAUUUAAAAUGUACUAUGUAAAAAAAAAAAUAUAUGAAAUAAAGCACUUUUUCUAAUAUCCUA
Molecule: messenger RNA, 935 nt
Organism: Rana temporaria (common frog)
Lineage: Eukaryota; Metazoa; Chordata; Amphibia; Anura; Ranidae
Gene: CBR4
Product: carbonyl reductase 4
Exons: 6
Coding region: 169-879 (236 amino acids)
Biological process (GO): fatty acid biosynthetic process
Molecular function (GO): quinone binding; oxidoreductase activity, acting on the CH-OH group of donors, NAD or NADP as acceptor
Source: RefSeq, a predicted model, not a curated record